CAAGGAACAGCUACCAACCCGCACCCCCAUUCAUACGAUCCAUCCCCGCCACCGCUGGCAGAUCUGGGAGCAAUGUCCGCCUACGGUUGUUCCUCACCGUGCGCGCAGCAGGAGUUUCUUCAACUCAUCCAAUGCCCCCUGUGCGGCAAGCCCCUGCUGAUUUCCAUCACCCGCAAAGGCCAGCAUCCUGGAUCAGGUUCUACAAGUGCGUGGAUUACGACGAUGGUCUCUGCCCGCUCUUCGAGCUCCAGGACAAGUACGCCCGCCGCAUAGCUCAGUUGCCGCCGGCGCCCAUGCCUAAAGCUAUGCUGCUGGCUGCAGCGGUGGGCGGUGGCAACACCCCCAGCACGUGCCCAAGCGUGCGGAUGCGUGGAUCCCGCCGAACAGAUCGCAAGCCCCACGCCUACUGCUCGCCAGCACCGGGCAUCAAGCAGCAGGCUGAACACGCGCAAGCCAGCAGUUUUGCACGCAGAUAGCUCCAUGGCUGAUGCCAUAUCAAGUCAUGGCUGCUACCAGCCUCCAUUUCUGAUCCACCAUUCCACCGCUCAGCUUUUUGUGACGGACGCGAGCCACGGCUCGGCUCUCGCCGUCACCUACUUUUCAAAAACGCGCCCCGUGGACGACAGUAUAUCCCUGUUUCUUGCCGUAUUUCGUCAGACGACCCCAUUUUCUUAAACCAGUAUUUGUUCAGACAGACCCACUAGCCCGAAUCCCUAGAGGUGGACAUAGGACCAGGAUAAAGUGUCCAGAUGAUCCCGCUCUCAGUUACGCCGCUCUCCUGCAAUGGGAUUUUUUUCACCAUCCCAAACUCGAGCAACUCCGUGGUGUUGUAUAUUUGCCGGCCGCACCGGGCCGAACUUUGGUGACAUCUCUCGGAUAUUGUUGACCAAACCAAAGCCAAUACUAAAGAGUUUAGGUAUCAGAUAUUUCGAGCUGCUGACAUCGCAAGAGAGCAUUUUGCUGUAUCACCGGAUGUCGGGUUCCCAUGCCAUCGCUUUCGCUUCCUCCUGCACGUACUUAUCCAUGCUCGCCACCACCGACCCCCCGCCUUGUCACUUGUCGGCGGUGACCGGCCGGCAUGCCGUGGUGCUGCUUCGUGCGCCGAGACAAAAGCUCGCACCGCACGGUUCACGCCACGCACCACUUGGCCGCAUUCCGCGACAGCUUACCACUGAU
Triticum aestivum (bread wheat) is the source of this 1176-nucleotide messenger RNA. RefSeq lists its product as uncharacterized. The transcript has 2 exons. NCBI's taxonomy places the organism in Eukaryota, Viridiplantae, Streptophyta, Magnoliopsida, Poales, Poaceae. Bases 132 to 476 code for a protein of 114 amino acids. The record is from RefSeq and is a predicted model, not a curated record.